CGCUGUCGUUUUAACUUCCAAUUUCGACUCUUACUCUCUCGGCUUCUUUCUGUUCAGAUCAGACCAGACCUUCCUCCCUGUAAAUAAUGGCCUGAAAUUCCCACUCAUCUAGCAAUGGAAAGCGCGGUACAUAACGGAAUUGGCCUCACCAAAAUCCCUUCUCUCAUUUCUUCAAAACGACGACGAAGAACCAUCUCGUCCAAACUCAUUCUCCACCGAACCCUUACCUCUUCAAUUCUUCGCACCAAAUCCUUCUCUCCUCUUCCCAAAUCCCCCAGUCUCCGUCACCGUAUCCUCCACUGCGUGGCCGAGGCCACUGAUCAUCAUCACCACAAUCACGAUCAGGAUCACCACGAGCACGACCACCAUCCUGAGCACAAUCACGAUCAUCAACACCAUCAUCACAACCACUGCUGCAGCGAUGGAGCCGAGCUUAGUGGCCCGCAGAAAGUUUUUGUUAAAUUUGCGAAAGCGAUUGGAUGGAUGGACUUGGCAAAUUUCUUAAGGGAGCACUUACAGCUCUGCUGCUGCGCUGCCGCUUUGUUCGUCGCUGCUGCUGCUUGCCCUUACUUGUUGCCAAGGCCCGCUGUCAAGCCCGUACAAAACGCUUUCAUUCUGGUUGCUUUUCCUCUAGUUGGGGUCUCAGCAGCCCUUGAUUGUCUCACUGAUAUUAUUGGUGGAAAAGUAAAUAUCCAUGUGUUAAUGGCUCUUGCUGCCUUUGCAUCAAUUUUUAUGGGGAACUCCUUGGAGGGAGGGUUACUUCUUGCAAUGUUCAAUCUGGCUCAUAUUGCUGAAGAGUUUUUUACUAGCCGCUCGAAGGUGGAUGUUAAAGAGUUGAAAGAGAACUAUCCAGAUUCUGCCCUUGUUUUGAACGUGAAUGGUGAUAAACUCCCAAAUAUCUGCAAUUUGUCAUAUGAAAGUGUCCCUGUGCAUAAUAUAAAAGUGGACUCUUAUAUUUUGGUUGGAGCUGGUGAGGCUGUUCCUGUCGAUUGUGAAGUUUUUCAAGGUAGUGCAACGAUCACCACUGAGCACUUAACUGGGGAAGUCAAUCCCUUAGAGGCAAAAGUUGGAGAUAGGGUUCCAGGUGGUGCAAGAAAUCUGGAUGGGAGAAUAAUCGUAAAGGCAAAAAAGACUUGGAAAGAAUCAACGCUCAGCAGAAUCGUGCAAUUAACUGAAGAAGCACAAAUGAAUAAACCAAAACUUCAAAGGUGGCUGGAUGAAUUUGGUGAGCACUACAGCAAGGUGGUUGUUGCUCUAUCGGUCGGUAUUGCGCUUCUUGGGCCAAUUCUUUUCAAGUGGCCAUUCUUUAGCACUUCAGCAUGCAGGGGAUCAAUCUAUAGGGCAUUGGGGCUUAUGGUAGCAGCAUCACCUUGUGCCUUGGCUGUAGCUCCUUUGGCAUAUGCCAUUGCUAUUAGUUCUUGUGCAAGAAAGGGGAUAUUGCUGAAAGGGGCGCAGGUGCUAGAUGCCCUCUCUGCUUGCCACACUAUUGCAUUUGAUAAAACUGGGACAUUGACUACUGGAGGACUUAUGUUCAAAGCGAUAGAACCAAUAUAUGGACAUUUGGCCAGGAAUAAGACGACAAAUGUUGGCUCCUGUUGUGUUCCCAGCUGUGAAAAAGAAGCUCUUGCUGUGGCAGCUGCCAUGGAAAAGGGCGCUGUUCACCCAAUUGGAAGGGCUCUUGUAGACCACAGUGUAGGCAAAGACCUUCCUUCUGUUUCUGUUGAACGUUUUGAAUAUUUCCCUGGUAGAGGUCUAAUUGCGACUUUGAAUAACAUUGAGUCAGGAACUGAAGGGGGAAAGUUUUUGAAAGCAUCACUUGGUUCCAUAGAGUUCAUAACUUCACUUUGUAAAUCCAAGGAUGAUUCAGAAAAGAUCAAGAAAGCGGUGAAUGCAUCUUCUUAUGGAAGUAAUUUUGUUCAUGCUGCCCUUGCUGUCAAUGACAAGGUGACAUUGAUUCAUCUUGAAGAUAGACCUCGACCAGGUGUUUCAGAUGUCAUAGCAGAACUAAGAGAUCAAGCAAGGCUUCGUGUAAUGAUGUUAACCGGUGACCAUGAAUCGAGUGCGUGGAGGGUUGCGAAUUCAGUGGCCAUUACUGAAGUUUAUUGGAGCCUGAAGCCAGAGGAUAAGCUAAAUCAUGUGAAGAAAAUCUCAAGGGAUAUGGGAGGAGGAUUGAUUAUGGUAGGUGAAGGGAUUAAUGAUGCACCAGCACUUGCAGCUGCAACUGUGGGAAUAGUUCUGGCUCAUCGGGCUAGUGCAACUGCUAUAGCUGUUGCAGAUGUCUUGUUACUACGGGACAACAUAUCUGGUGUUCCGUUCUGUAUUGCCAAGUCUCGCCAAACAUCUUCCCUGGUCAAGCAAAAUGUGGCACUUGCUUUAUGUUCUAUAGCUCUGGCCUCACUUCCAUCUGUUUUGGGAUUCUUACCUCUGUGGUUGACGGUUCUUCUACACGAAGGUGGUACUCUCCUUGUUUGCCUCAAUUCCGUACGUGCUCUAAAUGAUCCUAAGUGGUCAUUAAUGCAGGAUGUACAUCAUGUGUUGAACAAAUUGAAGUCCAAACUUCUGCUAUUGAGACACAACACUAGCUCAAACUCCAUCCGGGCUGCACAUUUAUAACUCUCGCUUCACUCUCUCACUUUUUUUUCUCUCUCCCAAACGAGGAGCUUGUUCAGGUCGGGUUACUGAUUAAAUACCAGAAAAAAUAAGUGUUAUUUGAAGAAAAAUGAGUAGUAUUUUACUUGGUGGUUUCUUCAAACUGUAAAGGAAUUGAUUUAGUAAAAAAAAAUAGGACUGCUGUAAUUGUUGUUCUGGUUUUGGGUCCUCGAUUUUGUUCUGAUUCUCAGGUUGGUGAGGCAGAUGGUAGGGUUGAUGUCGCAGGUGGCUCUGUCCUUGAGUUCUUUGGAAUGUAAAACACGGUUAUAUGCAGAGAAGGU
Messenger RNA from Tripterygium wilfordii, 2930 nucleotides. RefSeq names its product probable cadmium/zinc-transporting ATPase HMA1, chloroplastic. The transcript has 13 exons. Gene Ontology annotation, biological process: monoatomic cation transport. The record is from RefSeq and is a predicted model, not a curated record. Gene Ontology annotation, cellular component: membrane. NCBI's taxonomy places the organism in Eukaryota, Viridiplantae, Streptophyta, Magnoliopsida, Celastrales, Celastraceae. Gene Ontology annotation, molecular function: ATP hydrolysis activity; ATPase-coupled monoatomic cation transmembrane transporter activity; ATP binding. Bases 115 to 2613 code for a protein of 832 amino acids.